AUGGUCCUUGUACAGUCCUUCACAGGUGGGGCUGCUGGUCACAGGUGGGGCUGCUGGUCACAGGUGGGGCUGCUGGUCACAGAUGGGGCUGCUGGUCACAGGUGGGGCUGCUGGUCACAGUUGGGGCUGCUGGUCACAGGUGGGGCUGCUGGUCACAGGUGGGGCUGCUGGUCACAGGUGGGGCUGCUGGUCCUGGUGCCUGGUGCUGGCGUGACAGCGCUGGUGCGGGUGCUGGUGCCUCGUGCUGGCGGCUGGCGCUGGUGCUGGUGCCUGGUGCUGGCGGCUGGCGCUGGUGCUGGUGCCUGGUGCUGGCGGCUGGCGCUGUUGCUGGUGCCUGGUGCUGGCGGCUGGCGCUGGUGCUGGUGCCUGGUGCUGGCGGCUGGCGCUGGUGCUGGUGCCUGGUGCUGGCGGCUGGCGCUGGUGCUGGUGCCUGGUGCUGGCGGCUGGCGCUGGUGCUGGUGCCUGGUGCAGGCGGCUGGCGCUGGUGCUGGUGCCUGGUGCUGGCGGCUUGCGCUGGUGCUGGUGCCUGGUGCUGGCGGCUGGCGCUGGUGCUGGUGCCUGGUGCUGGCGGCUGGCGCUGGUGCUGGUGCCUGGUGCUGGGGGCUGGCGCUUGUGCUGGUGCCUGGUGCUGGCGUGACGGCGCUGGAGCUGGUGCUGGUGCUGGCGGCUAGCGCUGGUGCUGGUGCCUGGUGCUGGUGGCUGGCGCUGGUGCUAGUGCCUGGUGCUGAUGGGGCACGAUGGGUGGGACAAGCUGCAGACGGGCUACAGGCUGGGCGGGAUCUGACGGUAGGAGGCGCGCAAGCGCUGGUGCGAUCGCCGCGUUCCGCCGCCAAUCCCUUCCCCUCCUCCCUCUCCCACCCACAGCGACCGCCGCUGCACACGCGAACAGUCGCGACGGGGGGUGUGACGGGCAGGGGGCCGGGGGAAUGCGACGGGCGGAGAGAGGCGACGGGAGGGAAGAAAACAGGACGGGGGGGGAAGGGCCGCGACGACCGCCACGGACGCCGUCCCCUUCAUUCCCGAUGCCCCCCCCCCCCCUUCCCCACUCUCGCGCAAACUCGGCAGCAGGCGAGAGGAGGUGGGGGGGUGGCCGCGGCGUCCCCUCUUACUAACCCCCACAUCCCCACCCCCAAUCAACCAACCCCCUUUAACCUCACCCCCCAUUUCAACCGCCCCCUGGAACCGCACUCCCUCCCCCCCUUUCUUCCUCCAGACCCCUCCCCAUCCACGAUGGUCCCUGUACAGUCCUUCACAGGUGGGGCUGCUGGUCACAGGUGGGGCUGCUGGUCACAGGUGGGGCUGCUGGUCACACGUGGGGCUGCUGGUCACAGGUGGGGCUGCUGGUCACAGGUGGGGCUGCUGGUCACAGGAGGGGCUGCUGGUCAUAGGUGGGGCUGCUGGUCACAGGUGGGGCUGCUGGUCACAUGUGGGGCUGCCGGUCACAGGUGCUGGUGCCUUGUGCUGGCGCCUCGUGCUGGCGGCUGGCGCUGGUGCUGGUGCCUGGUGCUGGCGGCUGGCGCUGGUGCUGGUGCCCGGUGCUGGCGGCUUGCGCGGGUGCUGGUGCCUGGUGCUGGCGGCUGGCGCUGGUGCUGGUGCCUGGUGCUGGCGGCUAGCGCUGGUGCUGGUGCCUGGUGCUGGCGGCUGGCGCUGGUGCUGGUGCCUGGUGCUGGCGGCUGGCCCUGGUGCUGGUGCUUGGUGCUCGCGGCUGGCGCUGGUGCUGGUGCCUGGUGUUGGCGGCUGGCGCUGGUGCUGGUGCCUGGUGCUGGCGGCUGGCGCUGGUGCCUGGUGCUGGCGGCUGGCGCUGGUGCUGGUGCUUGGUGCUGGCGUGACGGCGCUGGAGCUGGUGCUGGUGCUGGUGCCUGGUGCUGGUGGCUGGCGCUGGUGCUGGUGCCUGGUGCUGAUGGGGCGCGAUGGGUGGGACGAGCUGCAGACGGGCUACAGGCUAGGCGGGAUCUGACGGUAGGAGGCGCGCAAGCGCUGCAUUCCGCCGCCACUCCCUUCCUUCUUUCCCUCUCCCCCCCACAGCGUUCCGCCGCCAAUCCCUUCCCCUCCUCCCUCUCCCACCCACAGCGACCGCCGCUGCACACGCGAACAGUCGUGACAGGGGGUGUGACGGGAAGGGGGCCGGGGGAAUGCGACGGGCGGAGUGAGGCGUAG
Molecule: messenger RNA, 2157 nt
Organism: Closterium sp. Naga37s-1
Lineage: Eukaryota; Viridiplantae; Streptophyta; Zygnematophyceae; Desmidiales; Closteriaceae
Source: the annotation of a GenBank genome assembly